This is a messenger RNA of Ruditapes philippinarum (Manila clam), 1208 nucleotides long. RefSeq names its product D-erythrulose reductase-like. The record is from RefSeq and is a predicted model, not a curated record. Gene Ontology annotation, molecular function: L-xylulose reductase (NADPH) activity; carbonyl reductase (NADPH) activity. Gene Ontology annotation, biological process: xylulose metabolic process; glucose metabolic process. The transcript has 7 exons. The coding region runs from base 193 to 936 and encodes 247 amino acids. NCBI's taxonomy places the organism in Eukaryota, Metazoa, Mollusca, Bivalvia, Venerida, Veneridae.
AUACACAGUUACUGUUCUUCUCUCACGUUUAUUGCUGAUUAAAUUACAUUCUAUGUUCUGUCACAGUCUGUCAUUAUCUGACCGAUAAGAAGUACAUUUAUAUGAUAAUAACAUCGCAGAUAGAACCAAACUAGAUUUAGUUACGUUAAAUAAAAUUUAAAGUUCAGUCCUGGAGUGUUAAAAGUUAAAACGAUGGAAGACACAAGUUUUCAGGGUAAACGCGCACUUGUCACCGGAGCGGGCAAAGGUAUAGGUCGAGCUAUAGCAGUAAAGUUAGCCAGUCUUGGUGCCAAGGUAUAUGGUAUUAGUAGAACACAAUCUGACCUUGACAAUCUUAAACAACAGGUUCCGUCGAUAGAAACUCGUUUUGUUGAUAUAUCCGACUGGGAUAAUACUAGAAAAGUUGUUGGAGAGCUUGGACCAAUAGAUCUGUUGGUCAACAAUGCUGGUAUUACAAACUGGACAGGCUUCCUUGACGUCACAAAAGAGGAAUUAGACAAUUUGCAUGACAUCAAUUUCCGUGCCGCAUUCAACAUUUCUCAGGUGGUUGCUAGAGGAAUGGCUGAACGUGGAACAGGUGGCGCUAUUGUUAAUAUUUCAAGCAUCGCUGCAAUGCGUGUAGUUCCGAAUCAUACGUGCUACUGUACAGCAAAAGCUGCCCUGGAUAUGUUGGCAAUGACCCUUGCAUACGAGCUAGGUCCUAAAAAGAUUCGUGUAAACAGCGUAGAUCCGACUAUUGUUCUAACGGAGUUAGGUAAACGAGGAUGGAGUGAUCCAGUAAAGAAAGCCAAUGCCAUUGCUAAGAUACCCAUUGGACGUUUGGCGGAAGAGGAAGAUGUGGUGAAUGCAACGAUAUUUUUGUUGAGUGAUAAGUCUUCUAUGAUAAACGGAGCAAUAUUGCCGGUAGAUGGCGGUAUGGUUGUGAGCUGUGUGUGAUACAAGCAAACUGACAGAAUGUCCAUCAAACGGCUUUAUAUGAUUCUAAAAUUGGAUGCAAAAUUUGAUUAGAAAUAUUUUUCAUUGUAGCUAUUAAACUGUAGCAUUGAUUAAUGAUCCAAUCUAAAGCUAGUUAAAAAUUGUAUGAUUGAAUAAUUUAAAUGAUAUAAACUUGUAUUGCUUUCUUUUGAUACAAUUAUUUGAAUGAACCUGAUAUAUUUGUGAACGCUUUAAAAUAUUAUGUAAUUGUAGUAAAGUUAUUCUAUAGCCCA